AUGUUUGAUUUGGUUCCAGGAUAUGUCGGCGGCAAAGAGUUUGUUCAUUGUCUCCUCCCUCCUUUGGAAUCAUUGGCUACUGUAGAGGAAACUAUUGUUAGAGAUAAGGCGGUUGAGAGCCUCCGCGCUAUUGCUCAGGAGCAUUCUCCAGAGGAUCUAGAGGCUCAUUUCGUUCCAUUGUUGAAGAGAUUGGCUGGCGGAGAUUGGUUUACUAGCAGAACCUCCGCCUGUGGACUCUUUUCCGCCUCAUACCCUAGAGUGUCCGCUCCCGUCAAGGCUGAGCUGCGAACCAUGUUCCGAAACCUCUGCCAGGACGAUACUCCCAUGGUCCGAAGAGCUGCCAGUGGAAAGCUUGGAGAAUUUGCCAAGGCUGUUGAGGUAGAAUACCUGAAGUCUGAUCUAGUUCCGAUGUUUGUAAACCUGGCCCAGGACGAGCAGGUCAGCAAUGAUUCAGUUCGUCUUCUGGCCGUUGAGGCGUGCGUCUCCAUCGCCGAGAUACUAGAGAAGGAAGACGUAGAACAGCUGGUGAUGCCGACACUACGCGCGUGCGCAGAUGAUAAGAGCUGGCGAGUGCGGUACAUGGUUGCGGAUAAGUUUACUGAGCUGCAGGCUGCUGUAGGACCGGAUAUCACCAAGACGGAUCUUAUCCCGGCGUUCCAGUCUCUACUCAAGGAUUGUGAAGCAGAGGUUCGUGCCGCGGCUGCGCACAAAAUUAAGAAUUUCUGUCUAGCUCUAGAUCCUUCUAUUCAAGAGUCAACCAUCAUGAACAAUCUUCUACCAUGUAUCAAGGAGUUGGUAACGGAUGGCAACCAGCAUGUUAAAUCUGCUCUAGCUUCAGUUAUUAUGGGACUCUCACCUAUUCUAGGAAAGCAGAAUACUAUUGAACAUCUACUCCCACUGUUUCUUACUCAGUUGAAGGAUGAAUAUCCAGAGGUUCGGUUGAAUAUAAUCUCCAAUUUGGAUUGUGUGAAUGAAGUGAUUGGAAUCCAACAACUCAGCCAGUCCCUCCUACCCGCAAUUGUGGAGCUAGCAGAGGAUACGAAGUGGCGUGUAAGGCUGGCCAUUAUUGAGUACAUGCCUCUCCUUGCAGGUCAACUAGGGGUUGAGUUCUUUGAUGAAAAAUUGAACUCGCUGUGCAUGACCUGGCUGAUCGACCACGUGUAUGCGAUCAGGGAGGCCGCCACCAACAACCUCAAGAAGUUAGUCGAGAAGUUCGGGGCAGAGUGGGCUCAGCAAACAGUCAUUCCAAAGGUUAUUGCUAUGUCACGUGACCAAAACUACCUGCAUAGGAUGACCUGUCUCUUCUGUAUUAAUGUGCUCUCCCAGUCAUGUGGGGCUGAGGUGACUGAACGUCUCCUUCUCCCAACUGUCCUCUCCAUGGCGGGGGAUGGUGUGGCUAAUGUCAGGUUUAAUGUUGCAAAGACUCUUCAACAGAUUGCUAUGGUUCUACCUUCAGAUACCACCCAGGCCCAAGUGAAGCCGACCAUUGAUAAACUGAACACAGAUUCAGAUUUUGAUGUUCGUUACUAUGCAUCUGAGGCCGCAAUGGUUUGCUAGUGUUGUGAGACCAGUUAAGAAAGGGAUAGAGUGCUCGAAAUUUCAACGUCUGAUCAUCUUUCGACAUUUGUGCUCGAGAAUUGAACUCCUCGACUCCAUCGACACGAAAAAGUGACGAGUGACUUCAACGUCGUUUAUUUAAGUUUUAAUUAACUAAAAAUUAAGUCGUUUCUGUAUUCGUCCAAGUUAA
Molecule: messenger RNA, 1747 nt
Organism: Eurytemora carolleeae
Lineage: Eukaryota; Metazoa; Arthropoda; Copepoda; Calanoida; Temoridae
Product: serine/threonine-protein phosphatase 2A 65 kDa regulatory subunit A alpha isoform
Exons: 18
Coding region: 1-1557 (518 amino acids)
Biological process (GO): protein dephosphorylation
Cellular component (GO): cytoplasm; protein phosphatase type 2A complex
Molecular function (GO): protein phosphatase regulator activity; protein binding
Source: RefSeq, a predicted model, not a curated record